AUGCAAGAUGAAAAACAGUCAAAGCCUGAAGACCUUAAAAAACCUACUGGCCAUGUUCCUCAGAAGAAGCAGCCAGAUGAUCUAUCCUCAGACACAAAGAAGGCAAAGCCCCAGGAAUACCAGGAUCGCUCUGUCAAGACCUCAGUUAUAAAGAUCCAAGCGUGGUGGCGCGGCACACUGGUCCGUCGGGUGCUGCUGCACGCAGCCCUCAGGGCCUGGAUCAUCCAGGGCUGGUGGCGGCUGAUUCUGACGAAGAUGAUGGAGAAGAAGCGUCAGUCGGUACUGGAUGCCUUCCAACGGGAGCAGUGGGCAGUGGUCAGGGUGCAGUCUUGGAUCCGCAUGUGGCGAGUCCGCAGGCGGUACUGCCAGGUGCUUAGGGCUGUCCGAAUCAUCCAGUCGCACUGGAGGUGCCACAUCUGCGCUUCACGGGGUGUCAUCAAGGGCCACUACCGAAUUACGGCCAGCCAGAUGCAUCUUGAGCUGGAGAUCUUACUGGGCUCGGGGCCUUGUAUCGUGUCCGAGUGUAUUCCCCUCCCAAUAAAGCAGUGA
This is a messenger RNA of Arvicola amphibius (Eurasian water vole), 549 nucleotides long. RefSeq names its product IQ motif containing F1 (gene Iqcf1). Gene Ontology annotation, cellular component: acrosomal vesicle. The record is from RefSeq and is a predicted model, not a curated record. Gene Ontology annotation, molecular function: calmodulin binding. The transcript is spliced from 3 exons. Bases 1 to 549 code for a protein of 182 amino acids. NCBI's taxonomy places the organism in Eukaryota, Metazoa, Chordata, Mammalia, Rodentia, Cricetidae. Gene Ontology annotation, biological process: positive regulation of acrosome reaction.